UAUUCUCGUCAUCAAUAUCAUUCACUGAGAUCAGUUGAUGAUGCGCAAAGGAAGAAAAUUCUUUUAUCCUUUUAAUUUUUGAAUGUUUAACUCAUUUAUUCAAUUCAUCGAGGACUUCUUGGGAAUUACAUUGAUUCUAUUGUUGUAGGUUCGAAAGAUAAAAGAAAGGCUGUUGGAAUGAGCUUUCAAAGUAGAAAUGAUCUACAGGAAUGGAGUGCAAGAGUUGUUGAGCGAGGAACAGUAAUGGACUUUGACCUAAAUUUCCCACCUCCAGAUGAGUGCAUUGAUCCAACUGGCCCUCAUCAGGAAGCAACACAGUACUACAAUCAUUACCAAGGACAAGCUAUGGACAAUCCCGAGUUUGUCGACGAGGACAUAGCUAUAAUCUCCCCUAGGAAAUUUGCUGAGGCCAGGAAGAACUUUCGACGAAACCACUUUGAGAGUAGCUGUGGUGUUGCCAUUAGACGUAAUGGUGCUUUCUCAGAUUUAUCAAGUUUGGCCCCUUUUACAAUUUGGCCGACCCUUACAAGCCGCAAUAACGUAUCUAUACAAGAACAAACGAUUCACAACUUGGACCUUUGCUUAAGCUGUGAAAGCAGUAGUAAAGCCACAAAGGCAACAAUUGACACAGGCAUCCCUUCUGCACUUGCACAAACUAGCAGCAGCCUCCCACCUGCAGCAUCCUCGGGUUUGCGGUGCGCAAUCUGCAUGGAAGCAUUGGUUGAAGAAACAACAACCAAAUGUGGGCACGUUUUCUGCAAGAGUUGCAUCGAAACAGCCAUAGCUACCCAGCACAGAUGUCCUAUAUGUCGGCGUAAGCUUCGAAAACGAGAUAUUAUCCGAAUUUACCUACCGUUUUGAACAUGAAAAUAUGAAUACAAAUAAAAGAAUAUUGCAUCUGUAUUCUUUUUCUGAUGACGACUAGGCUUGUACUACUUGCACACAGUUGCAUUAACAAGUAUAGAUUUCUUCAUUUCUUUGUUCUUCUUCUUCUUCUUCUUCUUAUUCGUCAUCUGUUGUAUUGAAUCGAAACUACAAACAAAAAUUUAAAAAUCUCUUUGGUGAGGUGUUUGUUUGUUUGUUUGUAUUUGGUUGGAUGAUUCAUUCAAAAUUGUUUAUUUAUUAGUGAAUUAAUUUGAAGUGCAA
This is a messenger RNA of Cucurbita maxima (winter squash), 1146 nucleotides long. RefSeq names its product E3 ubiquitin-protein ligase BRE1-like. The transcript is spliced from 4 exons. The record is from RefSeq and is a predicted model, not a curated record. Bases 178 to 861 code for a protein of 227 amino acids. Lineage: Eukaryota; Viridiplantae; Streptophyta; Magnoliopsida; Cucurbitales; Cucurbitaceae.